GCGUCUUCGGUAGAAACCCUAAGUUCCAAUCUGGUCGAAAUAAAAUAGCCGGAGGAAGAAUCGCCGGAAGUAGACGAGCAUCGAGGACGAGCUGGGCGAACGGAAGCAGAUAACUAUCGAGGAGAUUGGUCCGGCGACGUCCAUGGCCGAACCCAUAUCUUCCGACAGAUUGGAAGUUGUUGACGAGAUGGACAUAGGCAAAUCAGCCCAAGAAUUAACCAUGGAGAAGGAGGAGAUGGCCGCUGAGGAAGAGAAUUUUGCUUCAUACAGAAGUGCCUGGGAAUCUAGAUGGGGACCCGAGGGGUGCGGUUUCUUCGAAGACACAACGCAAUUGAGCUCCAUGCAUUUCACACACUUGACACCUAAACCCAGCUUAGACGAUGCUAUCGUCGCGGAGACCUUGCAGAUCCUCUCCAUUAAACUGACAAAAAUUAAAGGUGGCUUCAAAUUGCCAUUGUCUGUGUAUGGUGUGGUUGCUGCUCGGGACAGUGUCGAUAACAGUCGCAACCUUCUCUUCGCGCACAGUAGGAUAACGCCCCAAAGAAUCAGGCAACACAAUCCAUAUUUGCGCUUGAUUGGGCCGUCUCGUGCAAUUCUCUGCAGAGACCCUGUUCGCUUUGAAAUCCAGCUAAAAGUUGAACGUGGAGCAGUGUCUCGAGAUAGAGCAUUGAUCAGCGCAACUCGUGAUUUCUACGCUCGUCAUCCUGGUGUGCAUACCAUCUGCUUUGAGAACCGCUUCUGCAAAAUAGAGUUAUGCGUCGAGCGGCUUGUGGAGACGAUCCAGGCCACAAUCUGCAGUGUUCGUGUUGUUAAACAGGGGACACGGCAGCGUGUUGAAAGUCGAUGCCGAGUUUCUUGCUCGACAACAUCAUACUCACGCAAGAUCAUCGAUGGUAAACCUACUUAUGUUGCUAAUGCCCCGUCUGGUGAAGUCGUGCUGCUUGAUCGUUUUAAAAAAGCAAUGCCCAGUGGUUCAGAUGGCUACCUUGAUCUGUCGAGGCGUGUGGUCUCUGUAGAACAUGAAGGCAGCCUGAAAGUUGUCGUGCAGACUUGCUCGUCAUUCGGUGAUAUCAUUGCAGAAGGACAUGUCUCCUUGGCAUCCAAAUAUUUUGGCUUCAGCCAGAAGAAAUUUAACGUUGAUGAUGCUGAGCUGGAGAUAACCGUUGCUUGGUCCCUCCUUGUUGUGGACAAGGACGAUAUCGUGAGACCGGUGUUUAUUUGAAACCUCCAAGCACUACACACAUGGAGGCAAUUGUUUACCUAAAGACGUCAGCCGGACAAGACCAACCAACACUGUUGGAAGUCUGCCGAGGGCAUUUUAUCGGAAGCUUGGCUAUAUACUCAUCCCGUCUCAAAAUAAAUGUCUCAACUUUAUACUAACUUAGUGUAAAAUUGUACUAAGGUCAAGGCACUUAUUUUAAGACAAAGGGAGUAUAACUCAUGUUGUGUGAUUCGAUUAUAACCUUAAAGUAAAUAUUAUCUGCCCUGUA
Molecule: messenger RNA, 1490 nt
Organism: Triticum aestivum (bread wheat)
Lineage: Eukaryota; Viridiplantae; Streptophyta; Magnoliopsida; Poales; Poaceae
Exons: 3
Coding region: 143-1222 (359 amino acids)
Source: RefSeq, a predicted model, not a curated record